AUGGUGUUGCCUAGAGUAUACGCAGCUUCUUCGCGCGCAGCUUUGCAAGCUGCCAGACGUGCGGCUCCGUUCCACGGUGCUAGAUGCCUUGCAACGGCUGCAGCUUCCGAGGGUAAGGUGAGAGCUGUCAUUGGUGCCGUUGUGGACGUUCAGUUUGAGCAGGGCAACUUGCCAGCCAUUUUGAACGCCUUGGAGAUCAACACUGCCGACGGCAAGCUAGUGUUGGAGGUGGCCCAGCACUUGGGUGAGAACACCGUCAGAACCAUUGCUAUGGACGGUACCGAGGGUUUGGUCCGUGGCGAGCGUGUUGUCGACACCGGUGCUCCGAUCUCGAUUCCUGUCGGCAGAGAGACUCUUGGCAGAAUCUUGAACGUUGUGGGUGACCCAAUCGACGAGCGUGGUCCUAUCAACUCCAAGACCCGGAUGCCAAUCCACGCAGACCCUCCAGCCUACGUGGAGCAGUCUACCGAGGCAGAGGUCUUGGAGACUGGUAUCAAGGUCGUCGACCUGUUGGCCCCAUACGCCAGAGGUGGUAAGAUUGGUUUGUUCGGUGGUGCUGGUGUCGGUAAGACCGUGUUCAUCCAGGAGCUGAUCAACAACAUCGCUAAGGCUCACGGUGGUUUCUCUGUUUUCACUGGUGUCGGUGAGAGAACCAGAGAGGGUAACGACUUGUACCGUGAAAUGAGAGAGACUGGUGUCAUCAACUUGGAGGGUGAGUCCAAGGUGGCCUUGGUCUUCGGUCAGAUGAACGAGCCUCCAGGAGCCAGAGCCAGAGUUGCUCUAACCGGUUUGACCAUUGCCGAGUACUUCAGAGACGAGGAGGGUCAGGAUGUGUUGCUGUUCAUUGACAACAUUUUCAGAUUCACCCAAGCCGGUUCCGAAGUGUCCGCUUUGCUAGGUAGAAUUCCAUCUGCCGUCGGUUACCAACCUACUUUGGCCACCGAUAUGGGUUUGUUGCAGGAGAGAAUUACCACCACCAAGAAGGGUUCCGUCACCUCUGUCCAGGCCGUCUACGUGCCAGCAGAUGACUUGACUGACCCUGCUCCAGCCACCACUUUCGCCCACUUGGACGCCACCACCGUCUUGUCCAGAGGUAUCUCCGAGUUGGGUAUCUACCCAGCCGUCGACCCAUUGGACUCCAAGUCCAGACUUUUGGACGCUUCUGUUGUCGGCCAAGAGCACUACGACGUUGCGACUAAAGUCCAGCAAACCUUGCAGGCAUACAAGUCCUUGCAAGAUAUUAUUGCCAUUUUGGGUAUGGACGAGCUGUCUGAGCAGGACAAGCUAACUGUCGAGAGAGCUAGAAAGAUUCAGAGAUUCUUGUCUCAGCCUUUCGCUGUUGCCGAGGUCUUCACUGGUAUCCCAGGUAGAUUGGUGAGAUUGAAGGACACCAUCGCAUCCUUCAAGGCUGUCUUGGAGGGUAAGUACGACCACUUGCCAGAGAAUGCUUUCUACAUGGUUGGCGGUAUCGAGGACGUUGUCGCUAAGGCUGAAAAGUUGGCUGCUGAGGCCAACUAA
This is a messenger RNA of Eremothecium gossypii ATCC 10895, 1518 nucleotides long. RefSeq names its product F1F0 ATP synthase subunit beta (gene ATP2). NCBI's taxonomy places the organism in Eukaryota, Fungi, Ascomycota, Saccharomycetes, Saccharomycetales, Saccharomycetaceae. The transcript has a single exon. Gene Ontology annotation, biological process: proton transmembrane transport; proton motive force-driven mitochondrial ATP synthesis. Bases 1 to 1518 code for a protein of 505 amino acids. Gene Ontology annotation, molecular function: ATP binding; proton-transporting ATP synthase activity, rotational mechanism; ATP hydrolysis activity. The record is from RefSeq and is marked provisional.